AUGAAAGUGAAGACUUCGAAAAUGGAUAGGUUCCUCCAGGACCCAGAGAGCCAAAAGCUCUUGAACGAUCACACCCAAGCUCUCAAAACCUCCGAGUCCGUCGAGGGCAUGCGAUUCAAGCCAACAAUGACACGCGACAAAUUCCUACACCGAUUUAAUAGUCAGAAGAAGGCGAGAAAAGACCAAUCGCGCGACAGAAGUAGCGCCAAUGAAGUGAAUGUCUCUUUUGCCCCUCCUAUCUAUCCACCCUGUCUCGCUCCCAUCAAAGACCUGAAGAAGCUCAUGGUCAAUGAUUUGCUUCUUGAAACUCACCACAGGGGCUCUUACAUUUUACUCAGAUCAGUGACCCGGUCAGAGAAGAAGGACGCCGUCAGAGUCAUUGUGGAAGACGAACAGGAACAUGCGAUCCCCCUCCAAAUGUUGAACGAGAAGCUCCGGUGUCACGAUGGCUCUAUUGAUAAAGGGCAGGUUUUGCUUGUGAAGGAGCCACACUUGACUUUGACGCUUGAGACCGAAUACGGGAUCAAAGUUGAACAUGUUUCUGAUAUCAUGUUCAUUCCAAUGUGGGACAGGAUGGUCCCAUCAGUUUGGCGAGAGCGGCUCCCAGAGAAUGAAACCAGUCAAUGGGUGGCCAGCGAUUGGCUACGCAUGGGUAACGAGUAUCUCAGCAGGGGCAAAUUCUAUUCUGCCACUGAAUAUUACUCCAAAGGAUUGGAGUGUUCGCCGACACAGGAAGAGUUGCAUUACCUUCUGUACUACCGGGGCCUAGCCUUCUUCCAGGCCGAUGAGUGGGAUGCAUCUCUGCGUGACCUCGAAGCCAUUCCAGAAGGCCCAAAAUCCGACAAAGCCCUCAGAGGUAAAGCGCAAGCCCUUUACCAUCUGAAAAGAUUCCGAGAAAGCUGCGACGUAUUCACGCAACUCUGCAAGAAACACCCGGAAGACAUCCACGCUAAGAAUGAUUUCCGUGAGGCCAUUGUACGUCUUGCAGAGCAAAAGAAGGGCAUGUACAACUUCAAGAGGAUGCAGGAAAAAGUAUCGAAAACCUACCCCCCACUCUUGGACCAUGCGACAUGGAUAGGCCCAGUGACAAUCCGACAAACCGAGUCUCAAGGACGAGGCCUAUUCACAACUGAGGCAGUCAAGGCCGGUGAUUUACUUCUCUGCGAGAAAGCCUUCGCAUAUGCAACUGAGCACCCCAACAAGCCGAGAUGGAGGAGCAGCCUCCAUAUCAACACCGAGACGUGGACCAUAACCCGAGGAGGCCAAGCCGCGCUCGCAUCGUCAAUCAUUGAAAAGCUGUCCAAGAACCCAUCCUCAGCGUCAGCAAUAACUGACCUCCACAGCGGCGGAUUUAACCAGGUCCCAACGGAGCCUGUUGAUGGCAAACCGGUGGUAGACACAUUUCACAUCGCCCGCAUAAUCUCCCUCAACAGCUUCCGCAGCCCAACCUCUUCAAGAGCAGAUCAUAUCCAUGAUGCCUGCGACGCAAGCACAAACCCCGAAGCAAUGCACAACUGCGGCAUCUGGCCGUACGCCUCAGCAAUUAACCACUCAUGCAUGAGCAACGCUCACCGCGCCUUCAUCGGCGACAUGAUGAUCAUCCGCGCAGCCACCGAUAUCCCCGCAAACACGGAAUUGACAAUCUGGUACCUGCUCCCAGCUCCUGAAACCCAGCCCAUGGACUUCCGCCACUGGGGCUUCGAGUGCAGCUGUGCCUUGUGCGCCGACGUCAAGGCGACUGAGCCCGGCGUCCUCAACACGCUGGUUAGACAGCGUGCACAGAUCGCCAUGGCGCUGGAAAGAAGCUCGAAUGAGCUUAGCCUGACGCGGGCUGAGAUGCUCAUUGAGCGUCUGACGGAGACGUAUCCGCAUCCAGUGGAGCAGGUGCUGCGACUUGGGCUGUGGGAGCCGCUUACUUUGAUUGCUGGGGUUUAUGAAAGCCAGAAGCGACCGGAGGAAGCCGCCAAGGUUGUGAAUCGUGCUCUUGCAGCCGUCGGGUUUGUGCUUGAGGGUUCCGGGUUGGAGGAUGUGGAGGCGCCGUUUGUUGUGAAGAAAUGGGGGCUUGCUAUGGAUAACCUUGUUGUUGCAUUGCUUAUCCUUUGCAAGUCUUUCAUUGAGGUUGCGCCUGAGAAGGCCAUGCAAGUGGAGCGGUAUGCUCGCAUGGCUUACCUGAUUUGUGUGGGGGAGGAUGCAAGUUUUGAGGCAAGCUAUGGAAUGAGCUUGAAGGUGGCCUGUGAGCGUCGUCCCGAGAGCGAAGUGCAAGGAUGGGUAGUUUAG
Penicillium griseofulvum is the source of this 2277-nucleotide messenger RNA. RefSeq names its product TPR domain protein. The record is from RefSeq and is a predicted model, not a curated record. The coding region runs from base 1 to 2277 and encodes 758 amino acids. Gene Ontology annotation, molecular function: protein binding. NCBI's taxonomy places the organism in Eukaryota, Fungi, Ascomycota, Eurotiomycetes, Eurotiales, Aspergillaceae. The transcript is spliced from 3 exons.